AUGGUUGCUGCUGAGAGGGCAGAGCUUCUGGCGCGCUGCAGAGCAUUGCCAGCGCUGCACGCACGUCGGAUGGAAGAUACGACCUUGAAACACAAGCGAGAGCGAGCUGAGCUGGAAGCACAGCUGGCAGAGGCAGAAGCGAAGUUGCAGGCACAGUUGCAAGCCUUAAGACAUGGAACUACCAGCCGUGCUGUGAAAAGGUUCCCAGAAAUAACAGUAGUUACAAAGCCUCUGCACAGCAUCUCCAGUGAAGCUAAGACUUCCACCAAAAGCCACCAGAGCCCAAACAACCCACAGCAUGACCCCAGCCAAGAAGACAGUGAUCCUGAUGAUGAUUAUGAUUCAAUGCUGAUCAUGAGAAACUGCACAGCCCAGCAUGCCAACAACCCAGACCACGCCGCACCAGCCAAUGGUGACGGCGUCACCGUUGACAUCAUCGCCACUAGCAUGGUCGACGGCACAGCCGAUGGUGAUGACGUCGACGCCGCCGCAGGUGAUGACGUCGACGCCGCCGCAGGUGAUGACGUCGACGCCGCCGCAGGUGAUGACAUCGACGCCGCCGAUGACCCCUUAGACAUCGCCGCCGCAGGUGAUGACCCCUUAGACAUCGACGCCGCAGGUGAUGACCCCUUAGACAUCGACGCCGGAGGUGAUGACCCUUUAGACAUCGACGCCGCAGGUGAUGACCCCUCAGACAUCGGCACAGCUGCCGAUGACCCCUCAGACAUCGCCGCAGUCGCCGUUGACCCCUCAGACAUCGCCGCAGCCGCCGAUGAGCCUUCAGACAUCGCCGCCAGCGCAGCCGCCGAUGAGCCUCCAGACAUCGUCGCCGAUGAGCCUCCAGACAUCGUCGCCGAUGAGCCUCCAGACAUCGCCGACGAUGAGCCUCCAGACAUCGCCGACGAUGAGCCUCCAGACAUCGCCGACGAUGAGCCUCCAGACAUCGCCGACGAUGAGCCUCCAGACAUCGCCGACGAUGAGCCUCCAGACAUCGCCGCAGCCGCCGACGAUGAGCCUCCAGACAUCGCCGCAGCCGCCGACGAUGAGCCUCCAGACAUCGCCGCAGCCGCCGACGAUGACCCUUCAGACCUCGACGCAGCCGCCGACGAUGAUCCUUCAGACCUCGACGCAGCCGCCGACGAUGACCUCAAAGACACCGCCGCCGCUGAACACUCUGAUUCCCCUGUCGCCGCUGCCCCCACAGCUGAUGAGAUCAUCGACAGCAUCAUCGCAGAUGACCUCACUGACAUCACAGACGUUGUGAAGGACAACGCCGUAUGUGUGGCGCUGGCAGCAGAAGGGCAGAAACAACCACCGCUCGCAACAGGGGCCAGUCACUGUUACCGCUAUGAGCAUUGGCAUGAGAAACAGUGGGUGGCAGCAAGGCGUGCAGGUGAUCCCUCUCACAGGAUGAAGGUGGAUGGAAUUCUUCAGAAUCACCUCCACCUGGAGCUGAAGCAACCCACUUUCAAGAAGGACAGUAUAGCUGUCCUGAAAUCCUUUCACCGUCGAAAGAAAAAGAAAAGAAAAGAACAUCAAAGGUGGAGAAUGGCCAGGUAUGCCACAACACCGCAGCCACAUCCCUCCUGGUGACCCAGAGCGGUUGCCUGCCAUCACUGCUAGCUUGGUCAACAGAGCUGCUACUGCUACCCCAGCAUCCAGCUAUCCAGGUGAUCCGA
This is a messenger RNA of Engraulis encrasicolus (European anchovy), 1679 nucleotides long. RefSeq names its product activating transcription factor 7-interacting protein 1-like. The record is from RefSeq and is a predicted model, not a curated record. The transcript has 3 exons. NCBI's taxonomy places the organism in Eukaryota, Metazoa, Chordata, Actinopteri, Clupeiformes, Engraulidae. The coding region runs from base 1 to 1593 and encodes 530 amino acids.